UUCUUCUAAAAUUCAAGAUCAAGAAAAUAAAAGUUCUACAGGCAGAGAAAACAAAAGAAGAAGGAGGAUCUAAUCAUCAUCCAUGAAGAAGCCGUCCUCAUCCUCAAAAGCUCCUAACAGUGUCCUUCCUUAUCAAACUCCAAGACUUAGAGAACACUAUAAUCUUGGAAAGAAAUUAGGCCAAGGUCAAUUUGGCACUACCUACCAAUGCACAGAAAAAGCCACAGGCAUUGAAUAUGCUUGCAAAUCAAUUCCAAAGAGAAAGCUUUUAUGCAAAGAGGACUAUGAUGAUGUAUGGAGGGAAAUCCAGAUCAUGCACCACCUGUCUGAGCAUCCAUAUGUUGUGAGGAUUAAAGGGACCUAUGAAGACAAUCUGUUUGUUCACAUUAUCAUGGAGCUGUGUCAUGGUGGUGAGCUUUUUGACAGGAUUGUACAAAAGGGUCAUUACAGUGAGCGAAAAGCUGCACAGUUGAUGAAGACUAUCAUUAGCGUGGUAGAGGCAUGCCAUUCUCUUGGGGUUAUGCAUAGAGAUCUGAAACCUGAGAAUUUCUUGUUUGAUACUGCUGAUGAGGAUGCCAAGCUGAAGGCCACUGAUUUUGGAUUAUCUGUCUUUUAUAAACCAGGGCAAUAUCUUUCUGAUGUUGUUGGAAGUCCCUACUAUGUUGCACCUGAAGUGCUGCAUAAGUACUAUGGGCCUGAAGCGGAUGUGUGGAGUGCUGGUGUUAUUCUAUACAUCCUGCUAUCUGGGGUUCCUCCUUUUUGGGCAGAAACGGAUAAUGGCAUUUUCAAGCAAAUAUUGAAAGGGAAAAUAGAUUUUGUAUCUGAUCCUUGGCCUCAGAUUUCAGAUAGUGCAAAGGACUUGAUACAGAGAAUGCUCUGCAGGGACCCUAGAAAACGAAUAACUGCCCAUGAAGUACUAUGUCACCCUUGGAUAGUUGAUGACAAGGUAGCACCAGAUAAACCUUUGGGUUCUGCAGUUUUAUCCCGUCUUAAGCAGUUUUGUGCAAUGAACAAACUUAAGAAGAUGGCUCUGCGCGUCAUAGCAGAGAGGCUAUCAGAAGAAGAAAUUGGUGGCUUGGGACAGUUGUUUAAGAUGAUUGAUACAGACAACAGUGGAACAAUAACUUUUGAGGAAUUGAAACAGGGAUUAAAAAGAGUAGGCUCUGAACUAAUGGAGUCAGACAUCAAAGCACUUAUGAAUGCGGCUGACAUCGACAACAGUGGCACAAUAGAGUAUGGUGAAUUUCUCGCUGCUACACUGCACAUGAACAAGAUGGAGAGAGAGGAAAACUUGCUUGCUGCUUUCACAUUCUUUGACAAGGAUGGUAGUGGCUACAUCACAAUUGAUGAGCUCCAAGAAGCUUGCAAAGAUUUUGGAUUGGCUGAUGGUCAACUGGAUGAGAUGAUCAGAGAAAUUGAUCAAGACAAUGACGGACGCAUAGAUUAUGGGGAAUUCGCUACAAUGAUGAGAAAGGGAAAUGCAGGACUUGGUAGCAGAACCAUGAGAGGAAAUAUCAACAUCAGUUUGGCUGAUGCCCUCGGAGCAAAAGAAAAUUUGGACUGAUUGAAAAGAUUUCUUGUAUUAUAUAUUCCAAUUGCUGAAUGAAUGUAAAUGAAAACCUCUCUGAUUCGGUCUAGUUUCACCUUCUUUUGUUACAAUAAUUUCUUUUUAGCUUCA
Messenger RNA from Coffea eugenioides, 1678 nucleotides. RefSeq names its product calcium-dependent protein kinase 11-like. The coding region runs from base 83 to 1564 and encodes 493 amino acids. Lineage: Eukaryota; Viridiplantae; Streptophyta; Magnoliopsida; Gentianales; Rubiaceae. Gene Ontology annotation, cellular component: nucleus; cytoplasm. The transcript is spliced from 7 exons. Gene Ontology annotation, biological process: peptidyl-serine phosphorylation; intracellular signal transduction; protein autophosphorylation. The record is from RefSeq and is a predicted model, not a curated record. Gene Ontology annotation, molecular function: calmodulin binding; ATP binding; calcium-dependent protein serine/threonine kinase activity.